AUGUUUAGAUACGGGAGGGUGUUCCACCCUCAAGUUCUCCUCCACGAGCUUAUCGCCAACCUUAUCCUCUUUGAGAUCACGAACAGACGCCUGGAACAACAGGGUCUCGCGAAGGGCCCAGAGUUCCUGGAACCGCCAGAUAGCUGCCCACUUCCGAACAAUGGGAACCCAGGUGGUGACGACGGGCAGCCCGGGGCAGAGAAGCCAUUCUACCUCCGAAUCAUGCCCCUUGGCGCCUCUAUUACAGCGGGAGUCGGCACAAAGCCUCAAAAUGGAUAUCGAAAGCCACUGCGAGAUCAGUUGAGAUGGGAAGGUUGGCCAGUCAAUAUGAUCGGCAGCGGGUCCGACGGUGAUCCUGACAAGUUCAAGGACCGGCAGCACGAGGGACAUCCUGGGUGGGUCGUUGCAAACAUGACCAAGGCUGCUGCCAUGUCUAUCGAUAUGAAACCGAAUCUGAUUCUCAUCAACUGCGGGACAAACGAUGCCAGUCCUGGCAAUAAACAGGAUGUGAGCACUACCGGAGCUCGCAUGGAAGGCUUGCUCAACUAUCUGUACGACCAAGUUGAUGGCGUUACAAUCAUUUUAUCAACUCUCCUGCAAUACCUCGACGAUAUCCCAAACCAGAAUGUCAACGCGAUCAAUAUUCAAUACAGACAGUUGUACCAGAAAUUCAGGAAUGCAGGAAAGAAGAUUGGCCUGGCUGAACUCAAUAACGGGCUUCUCGAUACUUCAACCGACUAUUUCGACCACAUCCACCCUAACGAAAAAGGGGCAGCCAAGCUGGCUGCUGUCUGGGAUCGGGCCAUUGCUGAGGUUGCGAAGGCGGGCUUUCUGACCAGACCGAUUGAUACUGGCGUCCCCGAUAAUAUCACCAGCGGCUGUGACGCCGAAAAGGGGCAGGGACGCGGCCCUGUUAGAACACAGCAGGGAUCCGGACAGGAUGACGGCGCGUAUUCACACGAUCAACGGGUGUGGCUUGACGCCAUUGCUGCCAACGGAUUUAUCCCCGUCGGCUCCAAGGUAUCCUUUGCGCAGCUGGUGAACUUGGGAGGCGCAGACCCGGGCGGAGAGCUUGACGAGCUGAUCUACUGCCAUGAUGAAGGCACAGUUGAUGAUCCGGAGCCGGGACAUUGCUUCAUGAUACUCAACAAUCAGGGCGAACUGAACGGAAAGGAGAUUGAAAUUGACAUAGGGCUAAAGUGCAUAACCCGAGGGCAUCGUUGGGGCGACGUCAACGGCGACGGCCUAGACGAUUUUAUCUGUAUCGGUCCAGACGGCAAUAUGUAUGUUUCGAUCAACAGGGGCGGUAACCCUCCGAAAUUCGAGCCGCUCGAGAACGGUGGUCUCAUCAAGGAGGGAUAUUCAUGGGCACGUCAGGACAGGAUCCGUCUGGGCGAUAUUGACGGAGAUGGGCGGCUGGAUUAUUGUGCCAUUGACGACAAGGGCGAUAUUUACUGCUGGCGCAACGGUGGCGUAGGCGACGCACCAACUGCGGCGCAUAACGGAUACUGGCAAAGCUUUCCUACUUUUCGUGCUCAGCAUGAGACCGAAGGGAUUGGCGGUGUUAACCUCGUCGACAUCAAUGGCGACGGCAGAUCAGACUGGGUCUACCUGCACAACGAUGCGUCGUCCACGAUUUUUAUUAACCAGCGAGGGGAUGAUGAUGCUGACGGCAAGGCCUUACGACCUCACUGGCAAAAGGCUUCGUCCGGCCACAUUGCAAUCCCCUUGUUCGAGGUGGACAAUAGCAGAACAGAACUCGUCUUUGGUCGGGUCAAGGGCUCUGGGCGCGCUGACCUCAUCUGGAACCGCGAAGGUCCGGGCGAUCAUAUAGGCGACUUGCCAAGAAUCUCUCCCUGGCUUUAUGAGAACUUGGGUUCUGGAGGGACCAAGUUGAAGGGAGAUGGAGUGUUUUACUGUGACAUGUUUGGGCGAGGCCGGGAUGAUUACCUCUGGGUGAAGUCGGAUGGUCACAUCACCUUGUACGAGAAUAUACUGUCGCCGCCGAACUGGGGGCAGCAUGGAGAGAUUGUCUUUAUUAAUCGGACCAGGAAGAGCAUCCACUUUGGCGAUUGGGACGGCGACGGUCUCUGUGAUAUUCUUGCGGUUGAAAGACACACCGGGCGCGUCGAGUGGUGGCGCAACACUUACAAGGAGGGAGACAAGUCUCCAUCGUUUGACGGGCCAAAGUGGGCAGUGAAUCAAGGAAAGUGUGAUUUGGGCUGGGGUAGAGGUCUAUAUGACCAGGCUCUGAGGUUCGGAGACUUGGACGGCGAUGGCCGCGUUGACUACCUCUGCAUGGAGAAAGACGCUCGAACCGUGGGAUACCUCAACAAACCCGGUGGCCUGGUGGGCAAGGGGCAGAUCAAGUUUGCGCCAGAAGGGCCGCUUGACAGAGCAAACUUCAAAUGGGCCGAUGUUAACGGUGAUGGUCUCGUUGACCUCAUCUGGGUCGACAAGUUCUCUGCAAAGGCCCGAGUUUGGAAGAAUGGUGGCUUUGCGCCGGCGGGGGGCAGCAGCAUGACCUGGAUUGACCAAGGAAUCCGGUUUGAGGGACACGGGCGCGGCCAGAACAUUCAUUUUCCAUCGCUGGGCGGCCUUGGUCGCGCUGAUUAUCAUGAUGUUUAUCCAAAGACCGCCGUGGCUAAUACCUGGUUCAAUGAGUGUUCAGGAGGCGACGACUAUCCUGAGCCCAUCAACCCUCACUUGCCCUUCUAG
Trichoderma virens Gv29-8 is the source of this 2718-nucleotide messenger RNA. RefSeq names its product carbohydrate esterase family 3 protein. The record is from RefSeq and is a predicted model, not a curated record. NCBI's taxonomy places the organism in Eukaryota, Fungi, Ascomycota, Sordariomycetes, Hypocreales, Hypocreaceae. The transcript has 5 exons. The coding region runs from base 1 to 2718 and encodes 905 amino acids. Gene Ontology annotation, molecular function: phosphatidylcholine lysophospholipase A1 activity.